AUGUUAGUAACAACAAGUACAUUUUUGGAAGGGUACAAAGUAACUAAACACCUUGGCGUUGUACGAGGUAUAAUUGUACGAUCACGAAGUUUGCUGGGAAAUAUUGCAGGCGGAUUUCAAACUUUGUUUGGAGGAAACAUUACAAUUUAUACCGAGUUAUGUGAAAGAACCCGCGAAGAUGCCUUUAAAUUAAUGGUGAGUUAUGCAGAGCAACAAAGUGCAAAUGCUAUCAUUAAUAUGCGAUAUGAUGCCAAUGAAGUGAUGCAAGGUGUAACAGAGGUUCUUGCAUACGGAACUGCCUUUUUAGUGUCGGUUUGCUAUCUGCGCAAAAAGACUCUGCGCCAUCUAUAA
Molecule: messenger RNA, 351 nt
Organism: Oppiella nova
Lineage: Eukaryota; Metazoa; Arthropoda; Arachnida; Sarcoptiformes; Oppiidae
Source: the annotation of a GenBank genome assembly